Molecule: messenger RNA, 1125 nt
Organism: Penicillium paradoxum
Lineage: Eukaryota; Fungi; Ascomycota; Eurotiomycetes; Eurotiales; Aspergillaceae
Exons: 1
Coding region: 1-1125 (374 amino acids)
Source: RefSeq, a predicted model, not a curated record
AUGGUCGAACUCAUUAACCCCCCCGAAACUCGUGAACUGCUUCCCCCUCUCCUCGCCUGCCUCCCGCUCGCUUUCGUCUCGCCGCGAGCUCCCCCAGCCCUGCUACCUCUGCUCUCCCCUAUUCUGCGCCAAAGAGUGGGAGUCCUUAGCUCCUUAUCUACAUCCUCCACUGAGUCAUGGUUACAACUCCUGUGCUGGGAUGCUGGGAAAGCAGAGCGUCUGCAGAGGAUCAUUGAUGGAGCCACUUUUGAACCACACCCCGUAUCGGGCGAGAUCGAGCUUCCAGAUCAGCUUCCAGUGACAUACAAACGGGUCGACGAUGAGACCCUUAAAGCACAAGUUCCACUCACUGAAUACAGCUUGACAGUGGUCUAUCUGUGGUGCCCGACAGACGAAGAGGGAGGUGGCCGUGGUUGGCGAGUUGCAGAGCUGCUGCCGCGGGAGGGACCUGCUGAGGACGACAGUACCUGGGAUUCGUCUAUUGGAGAGGCGAAUACCAAAGCAAAAGAUAAGCUCAUGGCUGAUGUCUUGGGCACUGCCGCGGAAGAGAGUCUCCAGCGGAAUGACAUGGAGAACGAUGAAGAUGACGAUUAUUGGGCUCAGUAUGACUCUACACCUGGGGCCAAGACCCCUGCGCCGCGUGCUGCUUCAUCGAAGCUGGGACCGUCUGGUUUAUCCGAGCAGUCAUAUUUCUCACAGUACGGUGACGUGCAGCCAGCCAUGGAUAAUCAUGAUCCGGCGGAGGAGCAACCUGAGGUUGGACCGACAUCGCUCAACGGAGAUUUGCUGGCCAAUCUCUUACGGCGACAGGUGGACAGCCUCAAUCCAGAUGAUGAGCCACGCACCAACGGAUAUUCUCCAGAACAUAUUCCCAGUGAUAAGGCUGCGCAGGCUUUAAAUCAUCCGCGCCCGGCCUCCACCUCCUCUGCUAGCUCGAUUGCCGUUUCCAGAUUGGAACAAGAGGCGGAGAUUCAGUCCAACUUUGAGGUGGGAGUGAAACAACACAUCGGUACAAGCAUCAAGAGUUUGUUCCGUCUGGCGAAGGCCACGGGAAUGCCCCGUGCAGAGUUCCAGGAACUAGUCUCGACAGAGUUGGAACUUUUGAAUGUUACCGAUGACGAUUGA